Molecule: messenger RNA, 477 nt
Organism: Macrosiphum euphorbiae (potato aphid)
Lineage: Eukaryota; Metazoa; Arthropoda; Insecta; Hemiptera; Aphididae
Source: the annotation of a GenBank genome assembly
AUGGAGUACAGUACACCUCAUGAGCUGUCCUUUAGUGGUAAUGUUGCACAAAACUGGAAAGAGUGGUAUCAACAAUUUAAUAUUUAUUUAAUAGCAUCUAGUAAAGACGAAGAGAAUGACAUAAGAAAAAUUAAUAUCUUAUUGAAUUUAAUUGGUCCACAACGGGUUAAGAUUUAUAAUAACUUUAAAAAGAAAGAAAAAACUAAUUUUAAUACGGUAGUACAAGCAUUCGAUCAAUACUGCGAACCAAGAAAGAAUAUAAUAUUUCAAAGAUACAAGUUUGGAUGUUGUAUACAGCAAGAGGGCCAAAGCUUUGAUGAUUUUCUCACUGAAUUAAAAACACUAGCUGCUACUUGUGACUACAAAGAAGAUUAUAACAUGAAGAGAAAAAAGAGGUCCAUGAAACGCAUUAUGGUGAGGAGGAGAUGUUUCAAAUCGAUACAAUAUAUAAUGUGCAUCAGAUUAAUAGUAGUUUGA